UCUAAGUUUGCGCCCCUGGACGUGAGUGUUUCGGUGACUGUCUGUACAGAUUGUGAAGGUUGGUGGAAAGCUCCCAGACCAUCUUGACUGAAAGUUUGUGUCAACGCCCCGCGCUGCUGCCGCUGCCCGCUCCCUGCGCUUUCCAGGUGUGACGCAGCGCAUUUCAUACCAGCCUCAGUUGCGUCAGGUACCUUCGUACCCGGAAGGCGAAACACUAAAAAAAGCGACUCCAUUUUCAGCAGACUGAAAGAUGAACAUCCAGCAGGAGUUUGAGGAUCAGUUUAACGAUGUGGUUUCCAGACUGCAGUCCAAACAGAUGUUCCAGUCUGACUGGGACAUUGCUUCUUUUGCAAUCUUCUUCAUCUUCAUCGGUAUGGUUUUGCUGCUGCUCAUCCUGGUCCUUAUCCGCUGCUGCUGCUGUUGCUGCUGUGAUGAUGAAAAGCCUCGAAGACAGAAGGUUGGCAUAGAGAACAUGGCUCUGGAGCCCUGACAUUUGAACAGCACCUAUGAAGAAGCACUGUGAAGGUGACCGAUGAAGCUAGUAGUCUCAUACUUUGACUGCGCCAAAGCAGAAUCUUUGUGCUUAGCAUUGUCAGUCAGCUCUUUGCUACCCACUUAUGUAAAUCUAACACAUGAUCUUGUUCACUGUCACUGCUAUUUGGGGUUUAUUAUGAGGAUACCAUAGAGGAGUUGUAAACUGUGUACCUGUGUUUUAAUUUUUUUCAUGAUAAUAAAAAAAUUGCUCUCUGUUCA
Monopterus albus (swamp eel) is the source of this 753-nucleotide messenger RNA. RefSeq names its product small integral membrane protein 22 (gene smim22). NCBI's taxonomy places the organism in Eukaryota, Metazoa, Chordata, Actinopteri, Synbranchiformes, Synbranchidae. Gene Ontology annotation, biological process: regulation of cell population proliferation. Bases 251 to 490 code for a protein of 79 amino acids. The transcript is spliced from 4 exons. The record is from RefSeq and is a predicted model, not a curated record.